Molecule: messenger RNA, 264 nt
Organism: Anisakis simplex (herring worm)
Lineage: Eukaryota; Metazoa; Nematoda; Chromadorea; Rhabditida; Anisakidae
Source: the annotation of a GenBank genome assembly
GUUGCUAUUUUGGCCGAGGGUUCCAGUAGUUCAUGUGAGAUAAGAAAUGCCAAUCAACCGGAUAGUCGAGUACCUGAUGACAUGCAAUCCAUGAGUGGUUGGGGCAAUAGAGGAAGGCUGCCAGGUAUCUUUUUGAUAUUAAAUCCGUUGGCGUCUUUGGAACAACGUUUUUGUAGCAUGCGGCAGAAAGCGGCAUCGUAUCUGGCGAGGCACAUCGCUAAUGGAUACUCUGAAGUUCCGAAUGGUUACAUUUUUGCAUGGUAG